This is a messenger RNA of Rhododendron vialii, 2736 nucleotides long. Its product is annotated as disease resistance protein At4g27190-like. Gene Ontology annotation, molecular function: ADP binding; protein binding. NCBI's taxonomy places the organism in Eukaryota, Viridiplantae, Streptophyta, Magnoliopsida, Ericales, Ericaceae. Bases 269 to 2212 code for a protein of 647 amino acids. The record is from RefSeq and is a predicted model, not a curated record. The transcript is spliced from 4 exons.
GUAGUAGUGAGGUGAAAAAUACUCCGGAUUCUGAGGAGAAAUUGCAAAUCAUGCUCUUAUCUCUGCAGCGGUAGCGAGACUCAAAUUUGGGUGAAAAUUACCAUGAAUUCUGGUGUCUUUUAAAAAAAAACACUCAAAACUAGUCUACGUAAUUGGAUUUCUCGAGGCUUCCUGAUCACAAACAAGGUCAAGGUUCUCUCAAUUAUUGGGAGGAUAUAGUUGAAGGUUCAUCUUAUUCUUUCUGAUAGUUUUCCAAUUAUAUCUCUUCAUGGCUGAAGUUGCUACAGCUUGCACCCAACCAGUUUGCGAGAUUGGGAAGUGCUUAUGGGCUCCUAUUGCUAGCCGAAUCAAUUAUGCCAGAAAAUUGUCAAAGAAUUGGCAAGCGCUUUGUAAGAAAGCAAUAGAGUUAGGGAUCAAAAGAAAUGAUAUUGUUGUCGAAAUCAACAUAAUGAAUAUGCAGAAAACUCCAACAGAAGAAUGUGAUGCUUGGAGAGAAGAGGUGGUGGAGAUGGAAAACAAGAUUGAGACAAUAAAGCAGGAGUUCAAUGUUGAGAAGAAAUGUGUUGGGGGAUUAUGUCUUGACAUAUUUGCUCGUAUAGAGCUUGGUAAGCGAGUGGUAAAUAUGAUCAACGACGUUGACGUGCUCCUAGAAAAGUCCAAGUUCAAAAGAGGAUUUCUUGUUGAUUCACCACCAGCUAUAGUUGAGAAGAAGCCAGGCCCCGAUUCAACAUUGUCAACGUCUGCAUAUAAUACACUGGGCAUGGUACUGGAUAAAAUUCGAGAUGAGAGCACUCCAAAGAUUGGUAUUUGGGGAAUGGGCAGUGUGGGGAAGACAACUGUUUUGCAACUCUUGAAUAACACGCCAGAAAUUACAACAAUGUUUAAUCACGUGAUAUGGGUGACCGUCUCAAAAUCUCCAAGCAUUAGAAUGGUACAAGAAGAAGUGGUACGGCGUUUAAAAAUAAAAUUAGAUGGGAGUGAGUCUGAUGAAACAGUAGCAAGUCGAUUGUUUCACGAACUCGACCGCAAGAAGUACUUGUUACUUUUAGAUGAUGUUUGGGAGAUGGUGGAUUUAACUGUUGUAGGGCUUCCAAAUCCCAAUAAGGAUAAUGGUUGCAAAUUGGUUUUAACAACCAGAAAUUUGGAAGUUUGUCGAAAGAUGGGAACAUUUACUGAGAUCAAGGUGAAGGUUUUGUCAGAAGAUGAAGCUUUGGAGAUGUUUUACGCAAAUGUGGGAGAUGUUGCAAGGCUUCCCACCAUCAAAGAGCUCGCUGAAAGCAUUGUCAAAGAGUGCGACGGCUUGCCCCUUGCCCUAAAGGUCGUAAGUGGUGCGUUACGGAAGGAGGCAAAUGUGAAUGUUUGGAGCAAUUUCUUACGAGAAUUGAGGUCACCUGCUACAUCUUUCAUUGAAGACUUGAAUGAAAAGGUGUUCAAGGUACUAAAGGUCAGCUAUGACCAUUUAAAAAACACUCAAAAUAAGAAAUGUCUUUUGUUCUGUGGAUUGUAUCCAGAAGACUCGUACAUUAAGAAACCUGAAUUGAUAGAAUAUUGGAAAGCAGAGGGUAUUCUUUCUAGGAAACUUACUUUGGAAGAGGCACGUGAUAAGGGAGAAGCAAUAUUGCAAGCUCUUAUAGAUGCUUCAUUGUUGGAAAAAUGCGAUGAACAUUUUGAUAACCAUGUGAAGAUGCACGAUGUUAUUCGAGACUUGGUGUUGGCAAUGACUUCCCCAGAAGGCGGUGAAGAAUCCACACAUCUAGUGAGAGCUGGAAUAUCUUCAGAGAAGAUGCCAGAGGAGGCGGAAUGGAAAAAGGCAACAAGAAUAUCUUUUAUGGAUCAUGACUUGCGCAAUUUGCCAGAAUCACCAGAUUGUCCUGAGCUCUUAACACUGUUGCUUCAAGGGAAUAAGAAUUUAGAGGUAAUUCCAGAAACAUUCUUUGACAACAUGCCUAACCUUCGAGUUUUGAAUCUAUCACACACCGGUAUCAAAUCUUUGCCAACUUCCAUCUUGAAAUUGUACAAUCUUCGAGAACUAGUCCUUUUAAAUUGCAAGAAUUUGGAGGCUCACCAAAGCUUUGAUUUCCCUAGUGGUGGCACUCUUGUGGUGUCAUUUGUCAUGUCAAGGGUUCAAGCCAUGGUAUCCACACUCACCAAAAAAAAAAAAGAAUUUGGAGGCUAUCCUUGUUGGGAUGAUAAACAGGCUCUCUCAGAUUGAAGUAUUUAAACUUACAGGUGGGCUGAGUAAUGAGAGUACAAAUAUUGUUGCGAAAGGACUAAGUGACUUGAGUUCACUUUCUUCCCUUGACUUUGACUUCCAGAAAGUAGAUAAUCUCCAAUACUUCCUGCAACAUAGCAGACCAUGGAAACAGAGGACAUUGACAGUUUUUGGUUUAGCUGUUGGCCGAGAUUCGGAAAUGGAGCGGCAGAUAGACGAGUAUAAAAGGUGUUUGAGUUAUCAAGUAAGGGGAGGAGAAGAAAUGGGUAGCGGCCUUCCCUCCGCCAUAGAAGAUGCACUCAAUCGUUCGAAUUGGUUUCAAUUAAAGGGCCAAGACAAACUUAAUUCUUUAUCAAAAGUGGGCGCGCACAACACUUAUGAGUUAAGAUACUGCAAGAUUGAAGAAUGCGUCGCCCUUGAAAACGUUGCCGACAGAAAUGGGCUUCAAACGGGUGCUUUUCCAAAUUUAGAACGUUUACAUCUGAUCGAUCUAAGGAAUUUGAAGUCCGUUCUUUGUUUGGAGA